Molecule: messenger RNA, 1101 nt
Organism: Phoenix dactylifera (date palm)
Lineage: Eukaryota; Viridiplantae; Streptophyta; Magnoliopsida; Arecales; Arecaceae
Source: RefSeq, a predicted model, not a curated record
ACAAGCUAACCUCCUUAUCCUGGCCAAUGCAAUCCAAUAGGCUCGUUGCCACCCAGAGAGAGCGAGAGAGAGAGAGAGAGAGAGAGAGAGAGAGAGAAUCGAAGAAGAUGGCACUAAUCUCCAUGCGGAUCACCGUCGUAUCGUGGUGGGUGUUCCUCCUCGCGACGCCGGCCGCCGUGGUGGGAUCGUACGGCGAAGAUCCGCCGACCCCAGCGGCGUGGCCGGAGAGGUUCCACGCGCUGCUGUACAUGAACCUGAGCGACGGACGGCUGCAGAUGUCGGACUUGUGGUACGACUGGCCGGCGGGAAGGAACGUGAACCUGAUGCAGAAGCAGCUGGGGGUUCUGCUGCACGACGUGGAGUGGGACAACGGCACGUCCUUCUACUACACGCUGGGGCCCACCAGGUACUGCCGGACCACGCUAUUCCCGGUCGGGAUCCCCCGGCGGGACUUCAUGCUCGGUUCCACCUACCUCGGCCUGCGGUACACCGACGGAUUCCUGUGCCACCUCUGGGAGAAGGUCGACUUCAUCUGGUACUACGAGGAUGCCUCCACCCGCCGCCCCGUCCGAUGGGACUUCUACGACGGGAUAUCCACUCAUGUGAUGACGUUCGAGGUGGGUGUGACGCUGGAAGAGCCGCAGUGGCAGGCGCCCUCGUACUGCUUCACCGACGAUAGAGAUGGGGAGGACCCAUCACGGAAGACGGACGGCUCAGAAGGAGCGACCGCGAAUGACCUCCUACCUCACAGCCUUAGGAAACUUGUUUGAGACCGUCGGGUGCCAUGUCAUCGUGCCCUCUCGUUCUUGGCCAGGUUUCUACUUAAGCUUAUAUCAACCUAACUCAAGAAGUUUAAGACUAGGGAGUAAAGAGGACAUGAGAGAUUAUAUGUAUCUUAGAGAAUAUUUUUGCAUGAUUAUUAGAUGAUGAUGAUGAUGUGGAUAAUCAGGCUAAACAGUAGAAAUUCAGGAAUGCAUGAGGAAAAGAUAAUGUUCAUAUAUUUCAAAGAGAAUUGAGAUAAGAUACACUUAGGAGAGAUCGAUCUCACUGCUGGAGAAAUAACUUUUGAUCGAUUUCAAGCAUGAAGUAACCUUAUUGAAA